AUGUGGAAGUUGAUAAUUUCGGUUGUUAGUCUCGCCACUCUGGCAAUUGGUACUAACAUAUCAAAGAGCAAUCGAUGCCCGGUUGAUGAUGUUGAGUACAAAUUAUUCUAUUUGGAAGAUUUAACGCGGGAAAGCUGUGCACGAUAUUACGUUUGUGUUCAAGGAGUGGAAAGGGCUUUCGAGUGUCCAGCUCGCACAUAUUUUGACGUCGAAUCCAUAUCGUGUGUUACUCCGUGGAGAAGUUCUUGCCGAGUUGAAGGUGUUGUUUGUAGUGUGGAAGGAGAACGUUUUCAGAAUACCAGAGAUUUCGCAACAUACUACGAAUGCGUCGAUGGUUUCCCAUAUUUAAAGGAGUGUGAAGUUGGUGAACGCUUCGUGAAUGGACAGUGCGUGAUGAAAUAUGUCGUAAACUUGGAGUAUUCAAGAAUGAACUUACAACAAACUGAUGACCCUACCGAAGAAACAGCAACUGACGAAACCACAUCAACAAAUACCGAGGAAACUACAACAACGACUACCGAAGAAACCACAACAACUACCGCAGAACCAACGACGACAACUACCGAGGAACCAACAACGACAACCACUGGAGAAACCACAACGACAACCACCGAAGAAACCACAACAACUACCGCAGAACCAACAACUACAACCACUGGAGAAACCACAACAACAACUACCGAAGAAACCACAACAACAACCACCGAAGAAACCACAACAACUACCACAGAACCAACAACGACAACCACUGGAGAAACCACAACAACAACUACCGAUGAAACCACGACAACCACUGGAGAAACCACAACAACAACUACCGAAGAAACCACAACAACUACCACAGAACCAACAACGACAACCACCGGAGAAACUACAACUACCGAUGAAACCACGACAACCACCGGAGAAACCACAACUACCGAUGAAACCACGACAACCACCGGAGAAACCACAACUACCGAUGAAACCACGACAACCACCGGAGAAACCACGACUACCGAUGAAACCACGACAACCACCGGAGAAACCACAACUACCGAUGAAACCACGACAACCACCGGAGAAACCACGACUACCGAUGAAACCACGACAACCACCGGAGAAACCACAACUACCGAUGAAACCACGACAACCACCGGAGAAACCACAACUACCGAUGAAACCACGACAACCACCGGAGAAACCACAACAACGAGCACCACGGAACCAACGACGACAACCACCACCACGGAACCAACAACGACGACAACCACUACAGAACCGACGACAACCGCCGAUCCUUUUGAUCCAGCAGAAGCGUGCCGUGGGGUUGUUAUUGCAAUUCUGCCCCAUCCGUACGUUUGCUAUCAGUACGUUGUGUGCCUGUUUGGAAACGGAAGUGUGGCAACCUGCGACGUGAAUUACAUAUUCAGCGAAACCUACACCGUUUGUGUGCCCGGCAGUUGGGACACCUGCGAGUCGACUAGAGUCUUAACGUUACUAAAUUCGUACCAAAGAAAGGAAAUUUUAGUUCAAUAA
Messenger RNA from Sabethes cyaneus, 1518 nucleotides. Its product is annotated as integumentary mucin C.1-like. The transcript has 2 exons. Gene Ontology annotation, cellular component: extracellular region. Gene Ontology annotation, molecular function: chitin binding. The record is from RefSeq and is a predicted model, not a curated record. NCBI's taxonomy places the organism in Eukaryota, Metazoa, Arthropoda, Insecta, Diptera, Culicidae. Bases 1 to 1518 code for a protein of 505 amino acids.